This is a messenger RNA of Lacerta agilis (Sand lizard), 428 nucleotides long. Its product is annotated as coiled-coil-helix-coiled-coil-helix domain-containing protein 7-like. The transcript has a single exon. Bases 73 to 330 code for a protein of 85 amino acids. The record is from RefSeq and is a predicted model, not a curated record. Lineage: Eukaryota; Metazoa; Chordata; Lepidosauria; Squamata; Lacertidae.
AGCCCGGGAGUCAGUUUUCCACGCGGCGGGUGAGGUGCUAUCUUUAAAGUACCACCACAAACCAAUAUCUUUAUGUCUAGAAAACUGCAACGUCUUCGAAAUCAUGACAUAAAUCCCUGCCUUGUGGAAGCAGAUGCCUCUAGCAAAUGUAUGGAUAAGAAUAACUACAAUAGAGAUGCAUGCACCCUGUACUUUUUAAGAUACAAGAGCUGCAAAAAGUUUUGGAAUGGGAUCGUGAUGCAGAGAAGAAAAGAUGGAAUCAAACCAGAUAUGCCUACAGGAGAAGAGAGAGAGAAGAUCCUGGCAUCAAUAGGAAGAAUACCAUACUGAUUGUGCAGUGUUACAGUGGUGUUGUUGCAAGCAAGACAUUCUGGAAAGAAUGUUGAAAAACACCUUUAGACUAGGUGGCCAUUGUUGCCACCUUCUUA